Melanotaenia boesemani (Boeseman's rainbowfish) is the source of this 2720-nucleotide messenger RNA. Its product is annotated as extracellular calcium-sensing receptor-like. Lineage: Eukaryota; Metazoa; Chordata; Actinopteri; Atheriniformes; Melanotaeniidae. Gene Ontology annotation, biological process: G protein-coupled receptor signaling pathway. Gene Ontology annotation, cellular component: membrane. The transcript is spliced from 6 exons. The record is from RefSeq and is a predicted model, not a curated record. Gene Ontology annotation, molecular function: G protein-coupled receptor activity. The coding region runs from base 1 to 2586 and encodes 861 amino acids.
AUGCUGCUGAUAGCCAACCUGCUAUUUUUAUUGCUUCUGGCUGUGAGAGGGGAAAAGCCUGUGUGUCAAACAUAUGAAACAAAAGAGCUGUCUGGGUUUUCUAAGGAAGGAGACAUCAACAUUGGAGGCAUUUUCUCCUUCCACCAGAACCCAGUUACUGUCAAUCAAACUCUGGAAGUCAACCCUGGUGCAAUCCAGUGUGAAGGACUGGACCCAGGUGAACUUAAGUAUGCCUACACCAUGAUGUUUGCCAUUGAGGAAAUAAACAACAGCUCAGAGCUGCUGCCAGAUGUGACUCUCGGUUACAGGAUCUUUGACUCCUGCCCCAGUAUACCUCUGUCCAUCAGGGCAUCUUUAAAUCUGAUGAAUAGGUUUGAAAGUGGGGAAAGCAGCUGUGACAAAUUAUCCAGUGUGCAUGCUGUGAUAGGUGACACCACUUCCACCUCUACGAUAGAUAUUGCACGUACACUGGGACCCUUCCUUAUACCUGUGAUCAGUCAUUCAGCCACUUGUGCAUGUCUAAGCAACAGAAGAGACUAUCCCUCUUUUUUUAGAACUAUACCUACUGAUAUUUAUCAAAGCAAAGCACUUGCAAAGCUUAUGAAACACUUUGGCUGGACAUGGGUAGGUGCUAUCAGAACUAAUAAUGACUAUGGAAAUGAUGGCAUGGCCACUUUCUUGGAAGAAGCACAAAAGGAAGGUGUAUGUGUUGAGUACUCAGUGGCAAUUUACCGAACUGAUCCUCAGAAGGUAUUCCUAGAAGUGGUGGAAAUCAUAAAGAGAGCCACCUCUAAAGUAAUAGUUGCAUUUGCUGAUGGCACAGAUCUUGACAUACUUUUCCAGGAGCUUCAUGCUCAGAAUGUGACAGGCUUGCAGUGGGUGGGAAGUGAGGGCUGGAUUACAUAUCGCUUCAUUGCUUCUCCAGUAAACUAUGCUGUGGUUCAGGGAGCAGUGGGCUUUGCAACACUGAAUGCUCACAUCCCUGGACUGCAGGAGUUUCUCACCAACAGCAGGCCCUCCACCACACCUGGAAAUCAAGGACUUGUCGAGUUCUGGGAGACACUUUUCAGCUGCACGCUAUCUCCCGAACCAAACACUCAUGCUCAGGAUCCUGUGGCAACCUGCAAAGGAACAGAGACUCUCUGGAAUGUAAAGACACCAUUUAUUGAUGUUUCAGAUGCCAGCCUGCUGAAUAAUGUUUACAAGGCUACAUAUGCAGUUGCUCAUGCACUGAAUAUGCUAAUUAACUGUAAAAAUGGACAGGGGCCUUUUGAGAACAACACUUGUGCUGACAAAGAAAAUGUAGAACCAUGGCAGGUACUGCACUACUUAACACAAGUAAAUUUCACCACUAAGAUGGGUGAAAAUGUAUUCUUUGAUGAGUUAGGUGACCCUGUGGCACGUUAUGCACUGGUAAACUGGCAGAUGGAUAAGACAGGGUACAUACAAUUUGAAACCAUCGGUGAAUAUGACGCCUCCCAACCUGACGGUCAACAGUUUGAGAUGAAGGCAGGUGUAAAAGCAAUCUGGGCAGGAGAGAAUCUUAAGGUGCCAAGGUCCGUUUGCAGUGAGAGCUGUUUGCCAGGGAGUCGUCAGGCUUUCGUUAAGGGCAAACCUAUCUGCUGUUUUGAUUGCAUCACCUGUGCUGAUGGAGAAUUUAGCAACAGUACAAAUGCAGUAAAAUGUGACAAAUGCCCACCUGAGUACAAGUCCAAUGAAGAGAGGAAUAACUGUGACAUGAAAAUGAUCGAGUUUCUCACGUUCAAAGAGUUAAUGGGUGCACUGUUGAUCACCUUCUCUGUCUUUGGCGCCUGCCUUGCCUUGACUGUUGCCCUAAUAUUUUUCUACUACAGACAGACUCCUCUUGUGAGAGCCACCAACUCUGAGCUGAGCUUCCUGCUGCUGUUCUCCUUGAGUCUGUGUUUUCUGUGCUCUCUGACCUACAUCAGCCAGCCCUCUGAGUGGUCCUGCAUGCUGCGACACACAGCUUUUGGCAUCACCUUUGUCAUCUGCAUGUCGUGUGUACUGGGUAAAACUAUAGUGGUCUUAAUAGCCUUUAGGGCAACGCUCCCAGGAAGUAAUGUGAUGAAAUGGUUUGGGCCUGCACAGCAAAGACUCAGUGUUCUGGGUUUCACUUUCAUACAGGUUUUGAUUUGCUUACUUUGGCUGACAAUCAACCCUCCAUUUCCAUACAAAAACAGUCAAUAUUACAAAGACAAGAUUAUACUGGAGUGUGCCCUGGGGUCAUGGAUAGGGUUCUGGGCAGUGUUAGGAUACAUAGGCUUCCUGGCUAUGUUUUGUUUCAUACUUGCGUUUUUGGCCCGGAAGCUGCCUGAUAAUUUCAAUGAGGCUAAGUUUAUCACAUUUAGCAUGCUGAUAUUCUGUGCAGUCUGGAUCACCUUCAUUCCAGCUUAUGUCAGCUCUCCUGGGAAAUUUGCUGUUGCUGUGGAGAUAUUUGCCAUUCUGGCAUCAAGUUAUGGAAUUCUAUGCUGUAUUUUUCUCCCCAAGUGCUACAUAAUUUUGCUAAAACCUGAGAAGAACACAAAGAAACAUUUGAUGGGUAAAGGCACCUCAAGAUCCCUUUGAAAUGUUUGCUUAAACAUAACAGAAUUUUAAAAUGUUUGUCCUUUGUUAAGGCCUCUUAUUUAGUUUUGAUAUUUAGAAUAUAGCAAUAUUGGAUAAUGUGUCUCAGGUCACAAUGAAACUAUGGAAAAUGGUGC